AUGGUCUUGACGUAUAUUCAUAUUAUAUUAAUUGUAUGUCCCUUGAUCAUUAUAUUAAGAAUUGUAUUUUUAAUAUUAAUGAAAGAUAAGAAAACAAGUGCUAAGAAGAAAUUGAGAGUAACACCGGCUAAAACUAUGAUAAUAUUAGGAUCGGGAGGACAUACAGCAGAAAUGUUGCGAAUUGUUAAAUUAAUGGAUUAUAAAAUGUAUACACCUAGAAUAUAUGUUUCUGCUUCUACUGACAAUAUUAGUAUUGAUAAAGUAAAAGUUAUAGAAGAAAAUCAAAAUGAUUAUAAAAUAAUAAGAAUCACUAGAAGCAGAGAAGUUGGACAAUCGUAUAUUUCUUCUGUAUGGACAACACUUAUGGCAACGUUAGAAGCAACAUCUAUUUUAUGGUCGGAAAAACCAGAAUUACUUUUAUGCAAUGGUCCAGGAACAUGUGUUCCUUUAUGUAUUGUAACAUUUGUAUUUAAAAUAUUCUACACUCUUAACAUAACUACCGUAUUUAUAGAAAGUUAUUGUCGAGUUAAAACAUUUUCAUUGAGUGCAAUUAUUUUGUAUUAUUUUGUAGAUCAUAUAAUCGUAAGAUGGCCAUUUGUAAAUAAAUCAUUGUAUGACAAAGUUUUUACUUGUCAUAAUUAA
Molecule: messenger RNA, 642 nt
Organism: Polistes dominula (European paper wasp)
Lineage: Eukaryota; Metazoa; Arthropoda; Insecta; Hymenoptera; Vespidae
Gene: Alg14
Product: ALG14, UDP-N-acetylglucosaminyltransferase subunit
Biological process (GO): dolichol-linked oligosaccharide biosynthetic process
Cellular component (GO): UDP-N-acetylglucosamine transferase complex
Molecular function (GO): N-acetylglucosaminyldiphosphodolichol N-acetylglucosaminyltransferase activity
Source: RefSeq, a predicted model, not a curated record